Messenger RNA from Vitrella brassicaformis, 1202 nucleotides. The record is from the annotation of a GenBank genome assembly. Lineage: Eukaryota; Vitrellaceae.
CCCGUUUCUUUUUUCUGUUGAUUUCCCAGCCAGAGCAUCCGUCAGAUGGCGUCCGCGGCUCACGACUUGUACGGCCCUCCGCGCCGCGGCCGUGCGGAAGGGUGGGAUUCGAAUGAGGAUGACAGCUUCUGGGAACGGAACAUCAACACGCCAGAGGGCGACGACUCAUCGCCAUACGACAUCGACCUCCAUUUUGCACUGAGCGUCAUCGAAGAAGACGUGAGUGACGCCGGCGGUGACACAGCCAGAAACACACGCCGUCUCUUCAUCGGAUGAUGUUCAUCCCGUCCCCGUGUGUUCCUUAAGGUGCUUGAGACAAUUCGAAAGGAGUUUGUGGCGAUGGAUAAGGAGAUGUCUGGCGCAAUCGACGUCAAGGACCUUCCCAAGCUGCUCGAUGGUCAGUCAGCUGCUCUCCCUGUCAGACGCCCGUCCCCGUGCGAUGCGAUGUGGUGCCUGUGUGCAGUGUUGGGUGUGGGCCACCAUGGUGCGGAUGAGACAGGGGCCAUGCACGCGGAAGAUGUGUACCACUUCCUCUCAUACAUCGAACAGGACGACGAGGGACGCAUCAGUGAGCCCUGACUGUCCGGACACACGGGGGGGAGGGAGACACAGGGAAAGGAUGACUCUCUCCCUGGCGCGUGUCUGCAUACGUGUGUGCGUGCGUGUGGGUGUGGGUGUGGGUGUGCAGCGUACGCUGAGUUUGUGGAGGCCUUCAAGAAGAUGCGGGAGAGCCAAUUGAAGAUGGAGAGCGACCUAGACACACGUAAGUGCCUUAGUGAGACAUAGACAGCCAAGUUCAUAUCCAAUGAGUGUGUCUAUGUUGCUGUGUUUUCUGUGUGUAUGGUCUGGUACGGCAGUCGCUGCGUGGACGGCCCUCGGCGGCCACGAAGACGGCAGUGGGUCGCUAGACACUGGUCCGUGCUUCAUGUAUUGGAUGGAUGGAGUGAAAAUGGGUGUGUGGAGUGUGCGUGUGUCUGUCUGUCUCUCUGUCUGUGUGUGUGUGUGUGCAGCGUUGCUAGUGAAGAUGGUUCGCGACGACUUCCAGCUGCCUGACGAGGUGGUGGGGUUUGUCAAGCGGCUCGACUACAACAACAGAGGACACAUCGACUACGAUGUGGGUCAGGGGGGUCGGCAAGCGACACAUUGUCUGUGUCUGUCUGUCUAUGCAGGGGUUCUGCGAGAUUUUCCAGCCUUGUGCGUGA